This is a messenger RNA of Uranotaenia lowii, 9913 nucleotides long. RefSeq names its product toll-like receptor 6 (gene Toll-6). The transcript has a single exon. The record is from RefSeq and is a predicted model, not a curated record. Gene Ontology annotation, biological process: signal transduction. Gene Ontology annotation, molecular function: protein binding. Lineage: Eukaryota; Metazoa; Arthropoda; Insecta; Diptera; Culicidae. The coding region runs from base 1714 to 6105 and encodes 1463 amino acids.
UGUUGCACUCCUUCUCCACUCCUGGACUUGGUAGCAGAAGCAUAAACGACGGCAGUUGCAGUAAUUAAAACUGGCAGAUAUUGGAGGACCCCCAGCAGCAACAACUGAACUGCAGCAAUUUUCCACCAAAAACCAUACAGCACCCGAUACAAACCGAUGCUGCCUAGUCGAGAAUAUGUAGUUCACUCCAUAAGUUUGAAAAGAUAGAAGCAAAAAAAAAAAACAAAAACACACAUCGUUCUACUUUGAGAAACGGCAGUCGUCGCAGGAUUAAAUAAUUUUUUCUUCGCCUCCAGUUCUCCCAACGCCAAGGAGUCCCAAGUGAGACUGAAUUGUGUGGAAGGUCCUCGCAACUCGGAGUGGUGUCCUGCUGACUGUCCUGGAGAAGAACCGGGCGCGGCACACAGCAGAAGAAUCACGAGUUUUAAUUUGAAAUUGGUGUAGUGUGAACUGUGUACGUAGGUACAGAAACUACCAACAAACGGUUUAGGGAAUGGGAAGGGAACCACCAACGAAUGCCAGGGAGGGCAAACGACGAGAACAAAAACUUUAGAACUAUAUCAGCAUAAAUGAAAAUUAAGUGAAGUUUUGUGGCCGAGAGACAGAAGCAGCAACAGAAGUAGUGGUCCCGCCGAAGAAUUAAAGUGAAAUAAUAGAGUGUGAAGAACUGAGUUGGUCCGAAUCGGUAGGGAGCGUGGAGAAAAGAAAACUCGAAACUUACCACCACAUAGGCCCGACGAAAGCCGAACGCACCCGAACGAAAUAGACGAACUAACACAAGCGAACGGUGUGGAGACUUUUUCCGCGUACCUACGCUAUCCUGUCGUGUACGGGGAACUUCGGGUGCCAAACGCAUACAGGCAAGACGCGCUCGGGUUCAACUUCGGGUCCGGUUGUGUAGAGUUUGUUGCAAAGGAAACUGGAAAGCUCAUAUAUACAAGUCAGCUUCGGCUCGUCGGCAGUUUAGUACAAUUUCAGACGUUCGUAACGAAACAUGUUUAUUACUGGUGCUUCGCGUGCGUUUUCAUCCCAAAAUCAUCAAUCGCGAACCUAACGACGAACCCCAGAGAAUCAAUUGCGUAAAACAUUGUGCUUAGUUAAGUUCGGUACGAAAGUCAACAAUAGCUAAAUCAGAACACUCGUAAAUCGUGCAAAAAACCACAGCAAAAGAAGAUAUACAAGUUAAACGUAUAGCAGCAUAUUCCCGCAGCGAAUUUGUGCAACGAGGGAUUGUUUUUUUUCGAUUUUCUGCUAACCCAAUGGGAAUUUGAGACCCGCGCCUUUAGAACUGUGCCGUGGUGUGUUGUGCUGUGCAGUUGUGGAUAACAAGCACGGGCAAUUUCGGGGCAAAGUGAAGACAAGGCGCGCCAAACAGCCAGAAAACACGAAGAUUGGCGAAAAUGAGAAAUUACAUGACAUAACACAGCGCCUUUUGCCGACAUUUCGCUUUUCGCGCCCCAAGUUCUUUAAUGUUAAAUGUGUUACCGCGUGCGAGAAUUUUGUGUUGGGUUGAAUUUUUUAUUUUUUUGUUUUCGGUUUCCGCUGUCUGCUGGUUUGAAGUUGAAAAAUGAAAUAAAUUCAUCUUAAAUGAUUGAAGUGGCCGAUAGCAGCGAAGAAGCGGUUCAACAGCAAGUUCUGCCAAAAAGUCGAGCAGUUCUUCGAAGAUCAACCAUUCGGUGAAGAAAAAAGAGGUUGUGUGGAAAAGCAGCAAAAAUGAGUCUCAUUACUCGCAAUACCGAACUGGUGGCACUACCAGCACUGUUGCUGAUGUUUUUGCUGUCGGUUCAGGUCAACUAUAGCCUUCAGUAUGACUCGGCCGAGGCCCGGUAUUAUCCGACCAGCCCGGUUGAGUCCAAUCUGCGGUACGACGCUCCGGAUGAUUGCACCUAUCGCGUGACCCCGGAAGACGGGGUAGACCUAGUAUGUAAUCUAAGAACUGUAAACAGUGAAUUCGACAACACAAACUUUAGUGUGAUACCCUCAGAGCAUACGAGCUCACUCACGGUUAUUUGUAACGAGGCCGUGAUGGCCCGUAGCAAGUUGCAGCCCAAAUCGUUCGCCCAUCUGAUGCGGUUGAAGGGGCUCUCGUUGGAGUUUUGCAAAAUUGCAAAGUUCGGUAACGACGUGCUGUCGGGAUUGAGUGAUUUGCGAAAUUUCUCCUUAAGGACGCACAACAUCAACUGGCCGGAACUGAACCUGGAAAUCGAGCCGGAGGUGUUUGUGCACACGAAAAACAUCGAACAACUGGAUCUUAGCAUGAACAACAUCUGGUCACUGCCGGAUCAUUUAUUCUGCUCGCUGAAUGGGCUCAGGUCAUUGAACAUCAGCUCCAACCGGCUGCAGGACGUCAACGAUCUUGGAUUUCGGGAGAAGCCAAUCGUUAAGGAUGAAAGUGGAGCUAACAGCACCGUUAGCUGCAACUUGGAUCUGGAAGACUUGGACGUGUCGAAAAAUCAUUUCGUCCUUCUGCCGGCCAGUGGAUUUGGCACGCUCAAGCGAUUGAAGCUGCUCAAAAUUCACGAUAACGAAAUAUCAAUGGUUGGUGAUAAGGCCCUGAAUGGGUUGAAAGAACUGCAAAUCUUGGAUUUGAGCUCGAAUAAAAUCGUUGCUCUUCCCACAGAUCUCUUCAAGGAUCCAGCUCAAUCAAUCCAGGAAAUUUAUCUGCAGAACAACUCCAUCAGCGUGCUUUCGCCCGGAUUGUUCUCGAAACUGGAGCAACUGCAAGCACUGGAUCUCUCGAUGAAUCAGCUCACAUCAGCUUGGGUCAACCGGGACACAUUCUCCGGGCUUAUCCGUUUGGUCCUGCUAAACUUGGCAAACAACAAAAUCACAAAACUAGAGUCGGAAAUUUUCUCCGACCUGUACACCCUGCAAAUCCUAAAUUUGCGUCACAAUCAACUGGAUGUGAUUGCCGCUGACACAUUUUCCCCAAUGAACAAUCUGCACACAUUGUUGCUAUCGCACAACAAAAUCAAAUACCUGGAUGCUUACUCUCUGAAUGGGCUGUACGCAUUGUCGCUGCUGUCUUUGGACAACAAUGCGUUGACCGGAGUUCACCCGGAGGCGUUCCGCAAUUGCAGCUCCUUGCAGGAUUUGAACCUCAAUGGAAAUGAGCUAACUCAGGUUCCAUUGGCCUUGAAAGAUAUGCGACUCCUAAGAACGGUUGACCUCGGAGAGAACUCAAUCACGGUUAUUGAAGAACCCGGAUUCCGAGGAAUGAACAAUCUGUACGGGCUGCGAUUGAUUAGCAAUCAAAUCGAGAACAUUACCCGAAAAGCCUUUAAGGAUCUGCCGAGUCUGCAAAUUCUCAACUUGGCCCGCAAUAAAAUUCAACUGAUUGAAAAAGGAGCUUUCGAGGCGGCCGUCAGCGUUCAGGCGAUUCGAUUGGAUGGAAAUCAGUUGACCGAUGUCGAUGGUUUGUUUUCCGGAAUGCCCAAUCUGGUGUGGCUCAACAUCUCCGACAAUCGGCUGGAACAUUUUGAUUAUUCUCAAAUCCCAACCCACCUGCAGUGGCUAGAUUUGCACAAAAACGAGCUGGCUGAGAUUAGCAAUCGUUACGGGUUGGACAAUCAACUGUUCUUGCAGACUUUGGAUGCCAGCUUUAACCGGUUGACAAAAGUGACACCGGGCUCGAUUCCGAACAGCAUCGAAUUUUUGUUCUUGAAUGAUAAUCAGAUUGUGCACGUGGAACCGCACAGCUUCAUCCACAAAACCAACCUUACUCGGGUGGAUUUGUACGCAAAUCAGCUGACCGGUUUAGACAUUAAAGCUCUUCGGCUGCAACCGGUUCCGGAGGAUAAGCAGCUGCCGGAGUUUUACAUCGGCGGUAAUCCGUUUGUGUGCGAUUGUAACAUCGACUGGCUGCAGAAGAUUAAUCAUGUGACUUCCCGGCAGUAUCCGACCAUUAAUGACAUCGAGACGGUGUACUGCCGGUUGAUGCAUAAUCGCGAGAGGGCGUUCAUUUCGCUGAUUGAAGCGGAGCCAAAACAUUUCCUGUGCAGCUACAAUACGCACUGCUUUGCGCUGUGCCAUUGUUGUGAAUUUGACGCGUGUGAUUGUGAGAUGACUUGUCCGAAUAACUGUCAGUGCUAUCACGAUAACAGUUGGUCGACCAAUAUAGUGGAGUGCUCGGCCGCGGGUUAUACGGACAUUCCGAACAAUAUUCCCAUGGACACGACCGAGGUGUGGAUUGAUGGAAACAAUUUGGUGGAACUUUCGGGGCAUAGUUUUAUCGGACGGAAGAAUUUGAGAGUGCUACAUGCUAAUCAUUCCAACAUUGAGAUUAUCUAUAAUACUACGUUUAUUGGACUGCGUCGUUUGACGAUUUUACAUCUGGAGCAUAAUAAUAUCCAGAAAUUGUACGGAAAUGAGUUCAGUGCGUUGGAAAGUUUGCGCGAGUUGUACCUGCAGGGGAACAAGAUUUCUUACAUCGAAGACCAUACGUUUUCCGAACUGAGAAAGCUGGAAGUGUUACGUUUGGAUGGAAAUCGGUUGAGUAGCUUUGAAGUGUGGCAGUUGGGUUCUAAUCCUUAUCUGGUGGAAAUAGCUUUGGCUAAUAAUAUGUGGACCUGUGAUUGUGGCUUCCUGAAUAAGCUGCGUGGUUAUCUGCAGUCGAAUCAGGAGAAGAUAAUUGAUGCUAAUGACAUUAGCUGCAUCUAUAACAAUCUGACUAGCAUUCUGAAGGAGAAAAACGGCACCAAAUGUACAUUCCGUGGCGAGGGCAUGAGUUCGAUUGUGCACACCCAGGAGAUCGAAGAUAUGUUGCCACUGUUGUUGGUGGCCACUUGUGCAUUUGUUGGAUUCUUCGGGUUGAUCUUCGGAAUGUUUUGCUAUCGGAAGGAGCUUAAAGUGUGGGCUCACAGUAGCUGCUUUGGCUCGCUGUGCUACAAGUCGGGAACCUUUGUCAACGAAUUUGAUAAGGAUCGGCUGUACGAUGCGUACAUUAUCAAUUCGCUGCAGGAUGAACACUUUGUGAAUCAGAUACUGGCAUCGACGCUGGAGAACGACAUCGGAUUCCGGUUGUGUUUGCACUAUCGCGAUUUCAACAUCAACACCUACAUUGCCGAUACAAUUGUGGAAGCAGUCGAGAGUUCGAAGCGAGCGAUUCUGGUGCUUUCGAAAAACUUUUUGUACAACGAAUGGACCCGGUUUGAGUUCAAGGGUGCGAUACAUGAGGUGCUGAAGCGAAGGAGGAAGCUCGUUAUCAUCCUGUACGGAGAUUUACCUCAGCGUGAUUUGGAUGCCGAUAUGCGUUUGUAUUUGCGAACAAACACUUGCAUCGAAUGGGACGAUAAAAAGUUCUGGCAGAAGCUGAGAAUCGCGUUGCCUCACGUGAAGAAGAGCAACUGUCUGAACAAGCGGUCGGCCAUCAACAUCUACGCCACGGCGAACGAGUACAACACGGCUGGACGGGCGCGAAGUGUAGGUGGAGCAGGAACACUUCCGGCACCCGGCCAGGCCAGACUAGAGAGCCACAGCUACGCCACCAUCGGCGGAAACUGUCCGAGAAACUGUGAUAAUUAUGAUACGGUUAGUAAUAGUAAAUAUAACACAACACAACACGAGAGGCGGUUGAACGACUUCAGCCGAAAGGCCGAGAGGCAGCACGAGUAUGCAGUUCCUUCCAACUGUCUGCUGGACACGACGCACGAAACGUACACGACCAGCUGUGAGCGGAUCGCUGGCGAGACGUUCGAGUGCACCUCCAGCAGCAAGUACUCGACAUCGUCCCGGGGCUCCAGCGAGUGCUCCCAUUCGGUGGCGUCCAACCAUCAUCAUCAACAAGCGGCAGUGGCCGGGGCCUACCCAGGGAUGCCUCCGGUUUUGCCCAAUGGGGGGCCUCCGAAUAUCCUUUCGACGGCUUUCAUGGGUAAGAACAAUGAUCCCAGCAGCGGCGGCUUCAACAAUUCCAGUGCUUCGAACAACUUGAAUAGUAAUAGCGCUAGUAGUUACAAUAGUAGUAGGAAACAGAACAAUUGUCUUAACGGAUGCAAUGAAAGUAGUAGUGGUGAUAGGAAAGGUGAUAAGUCCAACCCUAACUCUACGCUCGGUGGGGACAAGAACAAUUUCAAUGAUAGAAGACUGCCACAAGCCAUGUGGGCAUAACGAUUACUUAAAUACAGGUUAGUUAAUUAUUUUUAUCGUUGAAGCAGCCAACCAGAGAUACUAUUCCUUAUCCCCAUUUAAGAGAAGAAACAAAAUCAUAAUAAUACCCCAAACAAAAUACCACUAAAGUUGCAAAUUGCGCACUGCACUGUACACAGCAUCACUCUUGCAUUAACAGAUCAAAAAUCAAUCUCACUCAUAGCAGAGCUACAGCAAAUAACGAGCAUCAUUGAAAGACAACCGUCAGUUUUAGGGUUAGAAGACAGAGAAGCUCUUCGGGACAAACGAGUCCAAUCCGCCAUAUUUUACAGUAUUUCUUAUUAUCAGUAUUCAGGUCGAUUUUUUCUUUUGGUUUAGAAAACCCUCGAACUAGCAUGCUGCACACAAUAGAAACACUUACUUCCGAUGUGUCGAAGCACACAUGUAAAUGCAAACUACAGUUUAAUUGUUAGCGCCUGUACAAGCCCAAACAGUGCCUUUAGUGAAAGAAAAAAGAGAAAAAAUACAAACUAGCACAGCAACAGCAACAGACAACAACAGAAAUCUCAGAACAAAACUACGUCGAGCAUGGGAAAGAUUAUAGACGAAAAAAAAAAUACACACAGUUUAACAGUGAAAUAUGACAUUCUAAAGCGUUCGGUGCGUCCAUUCUUUCGUCUCCCACUGGCUGGCUCAUGAGAUACAUGAGAUAAAGUUCCAUUUAAACCACAUUGAAAAGCGAGGAAGGAAAAAAACACACGCGGGCGAAUGCACUCAAUCUCUCACAUAUGGAUGGGUGUGGAAAAUAAGAUCAACGUUUUUCAACUUGUUCUUUUCUUCUUUUACCAACUCCCAAGAUUCCCAACCGAGAAGAAUAGAUUCUGUUCCGAGCAAAGCGAUUUAUCGAAGAAUGCGAACAAAAGGAAUUAGGAUGAAAAGUGAGACUCAAAUAGAGAGAGAGAGAGAGAGUUAGGAGAAGUAAAAAAAAUCUAGUCACAGAAACAUGUAGCAUCAAAACAACGGGAAUCGAGUAGGGACGGGGUGGAGAAACUCCAAUUCUAAUCUCUUCGGAAUCAAUCUUGCACUAAGAAGCUUCGUUGAUUGAAAGCUGCUUUGGCUUGAAGGUUCUUCUUCAUCGACUUGCUCCGCAGCAUUGAAUAUGUGUGUUUUUUUUAUUUUUUUUCUCUUUCCAUUCUUUGAAGCUGAUUAUUUUCAAUCAUCGAUUUUUUCUCCCUUUUUGGAUAAGUCUGAUUUUUCACGCUCAACUUAAAUCCAUUUGCGAUAUUUCUCUUUGGUAAAUCUACGAAUUCGGGUUUUAAUCAGGAGAAAAAAUGCUGCAGGCCCUGUAAAUCGACAGCGUAGCUAAUUUUAUUGAAAAAGUUUUUAUCUUUUGGUUCUUGUUUUUUUUAAUUUUUUCAACAAAAGAUUUCCAAAACAAUCAUCGUGUAUUUUUCUGUCUGAAUAACGUUUUGGUACUCAUUCUGGAACGAAAAGCUGCAGAAUCUGCAUUUCCGUUAUUUCAAAGCCAAUCGGAACCUAAAUUCACGAGUGAGCAUUCCUUGUAUUAUUUCAACCUUAUUCCCAGGAAUUGCCAAACUGAUUCACAAAAAAACCCUUUGAAAGAUCAGACGGUAAACGAAACAGAGAAUAAGAAUAACCAUCGACGCAAAACGUUAAGUGAUUUUAUAUGGAAAUUUGAUAGAAAACAAGUGAGUGUGUGAGACCACAGAGAAUACAAAACAAAGUUGAGUGUUCGAAUUCUUCGAUUUUUUUUUCGUUCAAAAUUAGCAUAAAAACAGAAGAACACAACCGCAACAUGAGCACACUCAUACAGACUUACCGAUCCAACGGAAAGAUGUUAAAACAAAAACAAAACUCAAAAACGAAUAACAGAGAAAAAAAUACUUUCUGCCAAGCCUCGUCGUUGCUGAAAGCCCAUGUAGGAAGGCAGCCGUAAAUUAGUGCAGCAACACCGGAACUGAAUUGAUUUACAUAUUUUCUCACCUUGUUCUGGCCUGUUAAUUUGAUUUUUCCCUUUUCUCUCAUUUUUGGCUUUUGUCUUGUUUAAAUUCCAUAAAACGAAAACAACAAAAAAAAAAAACGAUCUAAAGAGUCCAACUUCAUCACCACUAAAACUGAACGGGCUGGAAGUCACGAAAACUCCAUUCUUUUAACGACCGCAGCAAAUUAGUUUGAUAGCUAAUUUCGACCAUUUGGUUAUUCAAAUAGACAUUUGAACAAAAAAAAACUACCCAUCAGAAACGUGUAGCAAAUAGCAAGAAAAAAGUGCAGUUUGACUAAUAAAGUAAGAAAAAAAGUUCCUCCAUAUUGGGGUGUUCAAAGAAAUGUUAGGUUUCUAAACGGAAAAAAUAAAUCUCAAAGAAUUCUCGAUGGGAGAGCGCAAAAUAAAACUAUUUUGUUGAAUUAUUUUUCAUUACCUCAUUGCAGAUACAAAUUCAGAAUUUAAAGUGUAAGAGAAACGAAAACCCAGUUAUAUUAAGCUUGCCAGAUUGCCCGGUUUUAUCCGGGUUUGCCCGGAUAUUUGAUGCAAAAUUUCGAGAAAGUCCGGUCCGGCCCGGUUGCCCGGAUAUCGUGAAAAAAGUCCGGAUAUUGCCCGGAUUUUUUCACAAUUUCCACAAAAAAACCAAUAAAAAAAAUCAAAGUUUUUGAGUAUGUUUCAGCAAAAUCGAUUAACGGUAUGGACAUUUUCAACGGUUGUUUCAAAUAAUUUCGCUGAUUUACUUUUAAAAACCUUUAAAUAUUUAAGUGUUCCAAAAAGUUUUUGGAAGUCUGCAAUUAAUAAAAUAUUAAUUUAAUUUUUUUUUGCAUUUUUCCUUUGCUGUUAUAUAUAAUAACACCUAAAUUUUGCCCGGUUAUUGCCCGGUUUUUGCCCGGUUUUUGGAUUUGAGAAAUUGAAAUCCAUGCCCGGAUUUUGCCAGGUUUUUUUGAAAAAAUGCCCGGAAUUGCUAGGCCCGGAUGGGAGUGGAAAAAAUUCUGGCAACCUUAAGUUAUAUGCUUAGAAGACCUACCCUGUAAAUAUAGUCAGUCAGUUUUCGAUUCAAGAAAAGAUACACUCCUAGUGCUAUGAAAUUCUCCUGUAAAUAUAGGCAAGACAACAAAUUUACGACUUAACUGCUAGUACGAAUGCAAAACUUAACAAAACAAAAACUGUAAUAUCUCACAUUCACUCACACCACUCAAAGCAAACAAAAUAAAACUCUUAAAAAGAAAAUCCACUUACAAAGACAAAAAGAGAUUCAAAUUAUUACAAAUUAACUAGAAUUACAGUAAACAAAAAACAAAAACAAAAACUGAACAACGUUACUCGCUCCUUUAAUUUAGAUUAAAGAUGAAUGAAGUGUUGUGCUGGCUGAUCGCAAAAGUCACAUUCACCGAAACAAAGAAACGCAUAAUUGUACAUAACCUUAACAGUAAGAAAAUCUAAAACCCACUCGUAGGCAAAAGGCAAGCAAACAAAAUUUCAAAAACUAUUGCAAACCAAUCGACUAGCAGAAAUCGCCGAAGAAUUGUGUACAAAGUCAAAGGAAAUAAAAAAGAAUAUUAUUAUUAUUACUGAUUAUUAUAAUUAUUAUAAUAUUAUUAUUUUAGUGUGUAAGACGAGUUCCAGCCCGUCCCAUUUUCGAGUUCGUCGGAUGCCAGCAAGCGAUACGCUUGCGGAUGCCAAUCGAAAUGGGUGGGUGAGUGGAAGAACGCCAGUGGAUCUAAACAUGGAAUCCUACAAAAUUUUAAAAGAAAAUAUAACAUGACACGAGCGGAAGAAGGAAACAAAUUACGAAAAUAAAACUAUAAUUUAUUUAUGAAAAAUGAA